This is a messenger RNA of Biomphalaria glabrata, 1453 nucleotides long. RefSeq lists its product as uncharacterized. The record is from RefSeq and is a predicted model, not a curated record. The transcript is spliced from 5 exons. The coding region runs from base 150 to 479 and encodes 109 amino acids. NCBI's taxonomy places the organism in Eukaryota, Metazoa, Mollusca, Gastropoda, Planorbidae.
UAGAACGCGCUCUGUAGGUGUCAUUGCUGCUUGUUUUUAUUUUUUUAAUUUUUUUUUUUUUUUGCUUGGAGCGAAUUCUUUACUGGAGCUUUUCUUGGUAUUGGAUUUACUUCGGCAGCUUUGCAAGAAGUAGAACAAAGAUUUCCAGGAUGUCUUCCGUCACUUUGUUGUCUCUUGUUCUGUCUGCAGUUCUGUAUGAAACGGUGUCUGCCUGUACUGUGUGUACGUCUGUUUCAGGAACUGGAACAUGCGCUAAAUACACCAGCUACAUCACUUGUCUAAAGGGGAUGAUAUCAGACACCGGGUGUACUUCUCUUCAUCUGGCUGAAGUCGAUACAGCCCUUGCUGCAGCUGAAACCGCUAUGAAACGGUUGUGUCCAAACUCUUCUGUUGCUGGAAAUGGUACAACUUCUGCUACGACGUCCAUGUUGAUGUUGCUGACACUCCCGUUGUUAACUUACAUUCUAAGUAGAAACUAACAAAAUGUUAUAUUCAGAUAGUAGUGUCCAAGUAAUGUUGUAUGUAAACUUUGUACUGUUAGAGUUUGUUCAACACUGUUGGUUCAUUUCAUCGUUCAAAUAUUCAAUAACAGGAAAAUAUAAAGCAAACAUUUUAUAAUAAUAAUAAUAUAAUUUCAUUGAAUUUAUAGAGCGCUGUGAACAUGCAUAAUAAGGACCCUAUGAGAUUAUUACAUGGCGAAUAAAACAUCACAUAUCUUGAACAUUUGGGGAUUAAUUUCAUCUUUGUAAUAUAGAUAUAUGUAGACCAUUAGUUAGUUCUAUUCCUUUUAAAUCGCACGUGAUUUAUCAGCUGAGUUGUUAUAAUAAUAUUGUUCUGUAAUGUAUUGUAAAGUUAGAUGACGGAUGUAAUUUUUUUUUUACAAUGUUUAGGAGUUUAGUGUUUAGGUCAGUGCUUCCCAAACCUUUUUUCUUUAACGCAACAUUCUUAGAAUUGAGCGAACACUUUGAUUAUUUUUGAGGUUGGAUUAUUUCUUAUUCGUUUAAAUAAAAAAUAAUAAUAAUAUAGCCCUAUACUACAGUUAGCGUUAUUUUUAUUUUUAAAGUUAAAAACUAUAAUAAAAUAGACAUAUUAACUAUAAAAAUUAAGGCUUGAGCACUUGUCCACUAGAGUUAGUAAUAAGCAGAGUUCUACCAUCUGGUGUGUCAAGCCUGUCAUUAUAUCUUGUCUUUUGUUUCAACAAAAUAAGAAAAUGAUGGUUCUCACAAAUACAUUGUAGGUUACUUUUUUUGCUUUAAUCUAGUGUGGAACUCUUCAGACAAAUAAGACCAGAAAUCAUUAAAAGUAGAUCUUGGUAUCCUUGUUUCAAAUUAGAGUCGAACCUAGAUCAGUUCAAAGUUCAUAAUGCUGUUAGUACGGGGAUGUUUUCGAGGCUAAAUAUUGUAGCCAUAUUAUGUGUUUUCGUUGUAUAAUAUAAUAAAUAAUGAUACAUAUC